This is a messenger RNA of Volvox carteri f. nagariensis, 1989 nucleotides long. RefSeq lists its product as uncharacterized. Gene Ontology annotation, biological process: nucleosome assembly. The record is from RefSeq and is a predicted model, not a curated record. The transcript is spliced from 11 exons. Bases 32 to 1039 code for a protein of 335 amino acids. Gene Ontology annotation, molecular function: histone binding; chromatin binding. Gene Ontology annotation, cellular component: chromatin; nucleus. NCBI's taxonomy places the organism in Eukaryota, Viridiplantae, Chlorophyta, Chlorophyceae, Chlamydomonadales, Volvocaceae.
GGUUUUCGCGAUCCUGGAAAAAGUUGCAGAUAUGGCCGGCCAAGAUUCUGAUACGCAGCUUAUCCAGGCCAAGUUGGCGAAGCUUGGCUUGGACCAGACGCCAGAGGAGUUUGUUGCUAGCCUUCCACCGCCAAUCAAGAGGCGCGUGGAGGCGCUUCAGGAGCUGCAGUCCAAGCACGAUGAGCUUGAGACGCAGUUUCGCAAGGAGCGCGCUGAGCUUGAAGCUAAAUAUGAGAAGCUUUAUGCCCCUCUCUACGUGGAGCGCUCGGACAUUGUUCAAGGUUCUAAGGAUGUGCCACCGAAGGAGGGCGAGCCCGCCGGCGAAGAGAACUUCAAAGGCAUUCCCGAGUUCUGGUUGGCUGUCCUCCUGAAGUGCGACGUGACGAUGGACAUGAUUAAGGACAAAGACAUGGACGUCCUUAAGUAUUUGCGCGACAUUCAGUCUGAGGGUUUGGUUAUCGAGGGUGUUUCCCAUGGCUUCAAGCUACGCUUCUACUUCGAUGCGAACCCGUACUUCACUAACGAGGUGCUUGAGAAAACGUACUAUAUGCUCCCAGAGGAUGACGGCGUCCUCGAGCGAGCUGAGGGCACGAAAAUCGAGUGGAGCCCAGGCAAGGAUGUGACGGUAAAGAUCAUGAAGAAGAAGCCUAAGAAGGGCGGCAAGGGUGAUGCGAAGCCGCAGGUCAAAACGGAGCGCGUGGAUUCGUUCUUCAACUUCUUUGACCCGCCCCAGGUUCCGGACAGCGAGGAGGAGAUUGACGAGGAUACGAUGGAGGAGCUCCAAGCAAUUAUUGAGGCGGAUUACGAGGUUGGUGCCACCAUCCGCGAGAAGCUCAUUCCCGAAGCUGUGUCCUGGUACACCGGCGAGGCGGUCGAUGAGGAUGGCCUUUACAUUCCUGACGAGGAUGAGGACGAGGAUGAAGAGUUCAACGAUGAGGAAGGCGAGGAGGGUGAGGAGGACGAGGCCGGGGCCGGUGCUGGUGGUGAAGGGCAAGCAGCGGGUGGGCAACAGCAGCCGCCGGAGUGCAAGCAGCAAUAAUAUGUUCGGCGGGCGGCGAGAAGAGCAUGUGUCUGGGCCGGGUAACUAACAUACGCCGCAGGAUGUAUGGCAUGCCAAAUCAUCGGACGUAACCUCGUGCUUGGAACUUGGGUAUCCUUACAAGCGCGUCAAAAGUGCAGUUCAUGGUUUGCGCUAAUUGGUUCAUCAUGCACUGUCUGUUUUACUGACGUGGAUGGGUUCGUCCAUGCCGGAGGCUGGUGAUAGUUUAGGUCUUGGAGUGGUGAAUCUGUCAUCAGGGGUUAUAUGACCUCCUUGCGGAUUAGCUAUUGAUUAGCAUGCUAUGCGUGCUCGGGGUGUCUUCUGCAGUUGUUCGCCCUCAGUUUGCUGUUCUGUUAGGAAAACAUCUCGCCGCUCGCUUGGCAGGGCAUAUGCAAUUCUGCCGAACCAUGCGUGUCUUUGGCAGUCCAAUUGCUUAAGAGUAGUUGUUUGACAGCAGCCCUGGUUUAGUGAGUCUGUGACUGGAACGGCGUUGGCCCUCCAGGCCUUCUGUUUGUAUAUUCAGAUCUUGAGGUGGCUGGAUUGAAAUGCUCGGGUGACCUUCCGACCGGAAAGAUUUUAGGAUAAAUGGCAUGGGGAUACGCCAAUGCAUCGUGGAUAUUUGGGUAAGAGCAUUUUGGAUGUUUUGGAUAGGGCACUUGCGUGUGAGGCGGCUGAGAGCAUUGUUUGGGUCGGGAGCUGUGUUACAGUGUCCUAUUCAGUCGCACAGCCUCCUAUAGUGGGUUUGCUAUGGCGGGACAUUUGGGUCUUUGCGCGGGCGGUCAUUCCAUCUGCGUUAAUGACGCUAGUCAGUCCUAAUCCCGUAUUUGUUACGGAAGAGGAGUCACGUUUUGAUAACAUCUUCAAACUACUCGCUCCAUGAAGCAUAUUGACUACGACCCUAAGAGGCAUAACAGUUAUUGAACUGUAUCGGCAUAAACUGAACCGAAUGG